AUGCAAGCUGAUGCCGAGAGGUUUCUUACUCACGUGUCUGCCCGCAGAGCCGCCGCAGCUGCCCCUCUGCAAGCGGGCAACUUCGGAGAGCCCAGCAACUGCAUCCCCUGCGCUCUGCUGGCCAGCCUGAAGGCAAAAGCAACCAACCUCGGCUCCCUGGAGCCUGCAGCUCUGGCAGGUUUCAUAUUGCAAGCGACCCGAGCCGGUGCGGGACGGGGACGGCCCAGGGACAGCGGGGCUGCGGGGCGGCCACAGCAGCGCUCGUUUCACAGGGGACCACAGGACACUCACACCCCUUUCACCUGGGACCUUGUCCACUCCCUAACACUACUCCCUCUUCUUUCAGCUUUUUUCAGCUCCUCGAAUUUUACUUGUAAAACACUUCAGGCAGUUACCAGAAAGCAUUUGACGUAUUUUACUGCUUUUCAGAGCUUCUUGAUCAAAAGCGAUGUUUAUCCCUCCAACCUCCGCGCUCCGAGGUGCCCUGCGGUGGCCAGCCCGGGGCCACCGAGCCGCUGCUGUGCGCAGGGGAGCGGCGAAGGCGCCGGGGAGCGGGACCGGGAGCGGGACCGGAGCCACUUAGCACAUCUGCAAGCUGCUGCCGGGCGAUUAUCAGGUCAUUUCUUCCGUAAUGCAAACCAUGCGCUCUCGUAUCACACUAAACCGCUAAUCGCGAAUGAUGCGCUCCGUACCGGAGGUGAGCGGCUGCCCCCGGCCGGGGCUGGGGAAGAGCCCUGGGCAGAGUUUGUGGGUCCGGCCCUUCCUUCUUCGAGCAGCGCCGGCAGCUCCCGCGGGGACCUGAAGUGCCGAUGGGGACGUCUCCUCUGGGCAUACCCGGGGUCGGUGUGGGUGUGUAUCCUCUCCUGGGCAUACCCGGGGUCGGUGUGGGUGUCUAUCCUCUCCUGGGCAUACCCGGUGUCGGUGUGGGUGUGUAUCUCCGCCAGGGCAUACCCGGGGUCGGUGCAGCCCAUGCCUGCCCCCAGCCGCACCUCCCGAGGCUCUCCCGAGGUUGCUGCUCCCGAGGGAAGCGGCGCCCGGAGGAGAGCGACGGAGCCCCAGCCCUGGCCCAUGUGUGGCUCCUCUGCGAGGGGCCGGUGGGUACACGUGUUGGUACAUUUUAGGGAUGGGGGUGUCUAACGCAGCUGUGCUCCCCGAGGAUGCCAAAUGCCACACAUCUCGAGCCACUGCUAGCAAGGACUCCCUGGUCGGGGUGUGCCUGAAAGCAGUGUCAGUGCAAACAUAAUCUGUGCUUUGGUGUGUUUCGGUGUCACUUUAAACUGUACAGUUACUCGGUUUCUCUUUCCCCAUACCUGCCUCCUCAAUCUGUUUCUUCUGUGAGUCCAGUGUCAGUUUUCAGCACAAUCUCAGACGGCACAUGGUGUUUGUCAGGAGAUACACCCUCGCCUUCCAGAUCUCCUUGUCAAGUCUUCGGUCUCAGUCCCAUUCCCAACCAUAAUGCCUGGGAUGAAGCAUUUCCUUGUCCCAGGUUUUUCAGUCUCAACACCGUGGGUUUCACCACAGUCAAGCAUCUCCAAAAGCCUGAGCAGGAACUGAGCAGCUCAGGCUUGGUGGGAUUGAAGCCUUGCUGCUGGACUCUGUCACCAGCCUCUUUGUUCAGCCUUUUCUAGUUACCUACAUGGAUUUUGACCUUUUUGUGAAGUUGUGGACUCAAGACUUGAUGGUUCUCAGGGAACACAGCUGCUCCUCAGAUGUCCCUUUAUUCCUCCUCCAUGCUGAGUGUCAGUUUGUUGCCUCGGUUGAAGUCUACCCUCUGUUCUCUCCCACUAAAGUUCAACCCUUUCUGUUUCUGCGUGCAAAUCAGACACUUUUCUCUCCCACAAGCUCUAAGACCAGCAGGAAGUGCAGACAGCACCAGAGA
Catharus ustulatus (Swainson's thrush) is the source of this 1879-nucleotide messenger RNA. RefSeq lists its product as uncharacterized. The coding region runs from base 1 to 1137 and encodes 378 amino acids. The transcript is spliced from 3 exons. The record is from RefSeq and is a predicted model, not a curated record. Lineage: Eukaryota; Metazoa; Chordata; Aves; Passeriformes; Turdidae.